Messenger RNA from Sphaerulina musiva SO2202, 1469 nucleotides. RefSeq names its product NAD(P)-binding protein. The coding region runs from base 284 to 1432 and encodes 382 amino acids. Lineage: Eukaryota; Fungi; Ascomycota; Dothideomycetes; Mycosphaerellales; Mycosphaerellaceae. The transcript is spliced from 2 exons. The record is from RefSeq and is a predicted model, not a curated record.
UUGGUGAAGCAUUAAUAAUGAUGUGAUGACGGGAGAGAAGAAGGUCCGAGAAUGCCUUUUCUGUCACUUGCGCCAGAGCGACUGAUGAGCGAGUCUCCUGCUGCUCGUACGUGAAUGACCCUUUCCUCCUCCUCCUCCUCCUCCUCGUCAUGCUGCUGCUGUUGUGCCGUCGGCCUCGCGGAUGACCCUCUCACCACGACCACCACGACCACCACACCGCCCCAUCCAGGCCCUGCACUGCACUGCACUGCAUACUGCCGGUUUGGUAGCAAGAAGAUGAUCCAUGAUGGCCUCGAGCUCACCCGAUUGCCCGCGAUCAGUCCUCAUCAACAACCCGAAACUGCGCCUACCUGCCACCACUGAUCCGCCAAGCGAAACCAAUCCUUCGACGCCCAAAGUAUGGCUGAUAUUUGGAGCCACGGGACACAUUGGGCGCAGUCUGGUGAAGAGCGCAUUGAGCCACGGAGAUCAUGUCACGGCUGUGGGGAGGAGUAUGGAGAACACUAUGCAGCAGAUGCAGGGGUGGCAUGAGCAAUGUCAGGGCCUGCUGUGUGAUGUGCGCGUGAGAGCGACGGUGGAAGAAGUGGUGCAACAGAGCGCGAAGCAUUGGGGCCGGAUCGACAUCAUCGUCAACUGCACAGGCUAUGGUGUGAUUGGAGCCUGCGAGGAUCAGGACGAUUGCGAUUUACGCUCACAAUUCGAAACCAACUUUAUGGGAACCCUGAACAUCAUCCAAUUGUCCUUGCCCCUCUUACGCGAACAAGCUGCGGCUCGGCAGGAUGGUGAUAAUAAUGCGGGAAGAUACAUCAUCUUCUCCUCGACAUCGGGAGCGCUGGGGGUGCCUGGCCUCGGGCCAUAUUGUGCGACCAAGUAUGCUACCGAAGGUUUAAUCGAGAGUAUGCUCUACGAAAUUGAUGCUUUUGGAAUCAAAGCCAGUCUCGUUGAGCCAGGCCACCUGCGCAUUGACGAGCCCACCGGAUUGGACGACAAAGCGGCAGAUGAAUCAUUUGCCAUUAAGAAAUAUGGUCAUUUCUUGGUCAAAAGCCCUUCGGCACCAUAUGACACGCCCACGGCACCCGCGGGCCAUGCCAGACGUGUUGUGCAAUGGCUCUCCGAUCGUCAGCCUACGAGUGCUGUCAAAUCCGCGGAACUCGUCUGGCAACUGGGACAUUGCAAAUACCCGCCAUUGAGAUUAUUGCUGGGAACGUAUGCGAUUGAGAGCGUGAGAGAUCGAUUGAAAAGUGUGAUUGAGGAAAUUGAGGAUUGGAAGCAUUUGCAUUUCCCGACGAGUGUGGAGGAGGAUGACAAAGGUCGCGCGUCCAAGAGUAAUGAGGGUGAAGAUGAGAGGGACGACAAGGACGAAGAGCGUCAGGAUGAGGAUGCAAUGGAUAUUGUGGAGGAUGGUGGCGACUCUAAAGGGGAAGAUGGUUGAACUUGUAUACUCGUGUAUCAUUGAUUUUGUAAUUUAC